AUGGCAGUGAAACUGUCCAGACUGGUUAGGAGGACAGGGAGAGGUGCUACUCCACUGACUGUCCCAGAGCUCUCCCUGGUCCUAAAGAGCAACCAGCCACCAGAGAGAGUGUUAUCCAGGGCUCUGAGUAGUGUGGCAUCCCUGCUGAGACUCUGGAGGGUUCAGUGUCUGGACCUGACUGACUUCUGGAUCCAGGGUCACUCUCUCAUCACACUGCUACUGAACUCAGACACUCUGCAGCAGCUGACUGUAGUUGUGUAUGAAGCUCAGGACAAGGACUUGACUCAGUGGUUCCUGGAGAAGGUUGGUGGAGACCUGACCUCCUGCAGGCUGGACCUGGAAGUGCUUCUCUCUCUGCUGCAGCAUUCAACCCACAACAUCACUGUGGACUUCAGGAAGAACAGGCUCCUAGAGAAGUACAUCUCAGAUCUUCUCCCCUUUCUGGGAAGGGUUAUAUUCAAGAGGUCCAGUUCCAGCUUUGUAAAGUCCACCAUCAGACAGAUCUAUGACAGCAGAGCCAGUGACUGUGUGUCCAGUUUGUUGAGGUCUUCAGACCAUUGGAUCAACCUGAACAGCAGAGAGCUGGACAGAGUGGACUGUACUGCUCUGUGUUUUACCCUGCAGCACUGCCACCAAGUCAAAGUCAACCUGCUGUGGACCUCCAUACCACCGGGGGGAGAUAGAGAGCAUCCUGCCUCUUCUGGACAGAGUCUCCCAACUCAGGUUUAG
This is a messenger RNA of Coregonus clupeaformis (lake whitefish), 729 nucleotides long. RefSeq lists its product as uncharacterized. Lineage: Eukaryota; Metazoa; Chordata; Actinopteri; Salmoniformes; Salmonidae. The record is from RefSeq and is a predicted model, not a curated record. The coding region runs from base 1 to 729 and encodes 242 amino acids. The transcript is spliced from 3 exons.